Messenger RNA from Saccoglossus kowalevskii, 897 nucleotides. RefSeq names its product hematopoietic prostaglandin D synthase-like. The record is from RefSeq and is a predicted model, not a curated record. Gene Ontology annotation, biological process: glutathione metabolic process. NCBI's taxonomy places the organism in Eukaryota, Metazoa, Hemichordata, Enteropneusta, Harrimaniidae. Gene Ontology annotation, molecular function: glutathione transferase activity.
AUGAGAGGUGGUGGUCACCUGACGAUCGACCUGAUAAGAACUAUUAACAGGGUAAAGUUCACAGGUUCACGAGAGCACACAUCGAACGUUCUUUCUGUAGCAACCAUGCCAAGUUACAAGCUAUACUACUUUAACUUGCGUGCCCGGGCUGAACCAAGUCGUCUCAUUUUAGCUGCGGCUGGUGUAGACUAUGAAGAUGUGAGAAUUAAGAGAGAAAAUUGGCCUGCAGAAAAAGCAAGUGGAAAAUUUCCAUUGGGUCAGAUGCCAUGUUUGGAGGUGGAUGGUGUCAUGCUUGCUCAGUCCAACGCUAUAGCUCGCUACCUUGCAAACGAGCAUGGCCUUGCUGGUAAAAAUAACAUGGAGAAAGCCCGCGCUGAUAUGAUAGUGGAUACCAUGGGAGAUCUUUCGCCGCACCUUGUCAAGAUAAUCAAAGAACAAGACGAAACUAAGAAAGACGAAUUGAAGAAGGAAUUCACCAGUAAAACAUUACCAGCAUGCAAUACAUCCCUGGAGAAACUUCUUAUCCAGAACAACGGAGGUGAUGGAUAUUUUGUUGGAAGCGAGCUAACAUGGGCCGACUUGGUAUUUGUGAACCACGUACAACGUCCCUUGCCAGGUCCCUCAUCAGUAGAUGCUUUCCCAAAGUUGAAAGCUCUGUACGAGAAAGUAAUCGCUUUGCCGAAAAUUUCAGAAUGGAUUGAAAAAAGACCAAAGACUGACAUAUAUGAAACUGUACUAACGCAUUCUGAUGACGUCAAUUGGGCAUUGCCGAUGUUCUGUGGUAUUGUCACUGGACCAGUCAUCCAGUUGUCAUCGGUCAGGUCGUACUCCGACAAGACAUUAUUACAAUUUUCGUCUCGUUUGUACGCGGUGACCAAACCAUUGGCUGCAUAUUGA